UUUCAGUCAUAUUUCCAUGAAAUUCUAUAUUAUUAUAACAUUACUAUGCUCUGAAGUCAUUGGAAAAUUCGGAAGAAUCGGUGGGAUUGGAGGGGCAAAGUCUAUUGGACGAGGUGGUGGUGGAGCCAGAUUUGGAGUUGGAAGAGGUGGAGGAGCAUCUACAGUUCGAGGAAGUAGUGUAUAUUCAGGAGGUUUCAGAACUGGUACAAGUGGCUGGAAAACAGGAACAUCGUCUUCUUCAAAUUCAUAUGGAUCGAAUUCAUUUCGUUCAACUAUUUUUGCUUCAUUAUAUUCUCAUGCUCAUUCUCCAAUUUUCUCCCAUAGUUUGACAAAUGCAUUGAUAAUAUCAUCCCUUGCAAGACCUAUUACAUAUGACAAUCGUCAGUACUAUUGGGAUAGUAGAUAUGCUCAAGAGAAAAUCUCACCCACUGAGUUCCCUGUAAUGUGUGAAUAUCAAAUUGGAGAAGAUGAUGGGCAAUUACAGAAUGUCACAUUUGCCAAUGGAUCUCAUGCCAGAUCUCUAUUUUUUGGAUGUCCUGGAUCAAUGCUUGAUUGUUGUGGAAUGUACUGUUGUCAUAAUAUUGGAGAAUACAUAUUCAAAGGUAUUCUGUUUACGAUAAUUGCUGUAUUUGUUGUAUGUGUGAUGUGCUCAUCAAUGAUUGAAGACAAUAGGAAAAAUAAUUUUUUGAGAUGCGGCAAUUCAAGAACAACUAGAACACGAACAGAAACGGAUAUUCCAAUGAUAAAAGUAUCACAAGCAGAAAGUCCAGUUAAAUUAUGACGAUCAGCACCAAAUUACUGAUUAUUUGACAAUCUCUACUACUGGUUGUGUUUAAAAAUCUGAAAUUUUGAUAUCAAUUUGUUUGUAUAUUUUUUAAAUGAACAUUGCUCAAUUUUUA
Molecule: messenger RNA, 899 nt
Organism: Caenorhabditis elegans
Lineage: Eukaryota; Metazoa; Nematoda; Chromadorea; Rhabditida; Rhabditidae
Product: CX domain-containing protein
Exons: 5
Coding region: 17-781 (254 amino acids)
Source: RefSeq, marked reviewed